Messenger RNA from Scophthalmus maximus (turbot), 1554 nucleotides. It is a transcript of the gene dkk3b, whose product is annotated as dickkopf WNT signaling pathway inhibitor 3b. Lineage: Eukaryota; Metazoa; Chordata; Actinopteri; Pleuronectiformes; Scophthalmidae. Bases 507 to 1301 code for a protein of 264 amino acids. The record is from RefSeq and is a predicted model, not a curated record. Gene Ontology annotation, biological process: negative regulation of canonical Wnt signaling pathway; multicellular organism development. Gene Ontology annotation, cellular component: extracellular region. Gene Ontology annotation, molecular function: co-receptor binding; receptor antagonist activity. The transcript has 8 exons.
AGUGAAACUUUUAGGACUUCCAAUCUUUGUUUAUUCCACUUGAAAUCUACUUCGGUUCGGUAACAGCUUUUAUUUCUUUUAUUCUCUUCUUCCUGUAAACUGUCCCGUUGAACUUCCUCUGGCAGACCGACCGACCGACCGAACACAUCUGGAGCAGCAGCAGCAGCAGCAGCAGCAGCAGCUUCUGCUCUGAGGCCACGACAACUCCUUUAUAACCGUUCACCUCCCGACGUGCAACCUGAACCCUUUCCACGCCAUUACACGUGGUCCGUGUCCCUCCACAACCCACCACCGCCAUCCCUCCUCAGACUUUCCAAAUAAAGCGUCUCCAGCUGUGCGCCGCUGUGCGCCGCUGUGCGCCCUCCGUGCGUCACACCGCUCCACACGGGCCGCGCAGCGCAGCGGCAGCAGCGAGGACCAGGACGAGGACCAGGACCAGGACCAGGACGAGGACCAGGACCAGGACCAGGACGAGGAGGACGAAUCAAGGGGAAAGCGAAGUAAAGAUGUCCGGCACCACGCUGCUGCUCUCGGUUCCUCUGGGUCUGUGCCUGCUGUGGGCGACCGGCGGCGCGCAGAUGCCCCGGGACGCGCUGGAGCGAGGCGCGGUCAGUCUGAACGACAUGUUCCGCGAGGUGGAGGAGCUGAUGGAGGACACGCAGCACAUACUGGAGGAGGCAGUGGACCAGAUAAAUACCGAGAGCGCUAAACUGUCAUCGGACCUGCUUCUCGGCUACAACAACGGAACUAAGGAGAUCGUCCAGAAAGGAAAAGGAGUCGCUCGGGUCCUCGACCGGACCGACAAGGAAACCUACAACAAAACCGGAGAGACCCAUCUGCCACACAUCCGUACGGAGAUGUCCGGUCCAUGGAACAGUGUGGCUCACGAAUGCAUGGUGGACGAGGACUGCGGUGACCUGAGAUACUGCCUGUACGAGAUCGAGAGCUCCAAGUGCCUCCCCUGCAUACCGACGGACAUGCCCUGCACGAAGGACGAGGAGUGCUGCUCGGAGCAGAUGUGUGUGUGGGGCCAGUGCACGGUCAACGCCACCGGAGGAGAAGAGGGAACGAUCUGCCAGGCUCAGAGCGACUGCCGGCCCGACCUGUGCUGCGCCUUCCAACGAGAGCUGUUGUUCCCGGUGUGUAACCCCAGACCCGGGAAGGGGGAGUCCUGUCUGAACUACCCCAACCUGCUGAUGGACAUGCUGGCCUGGGACGAGGAUGUGCCCCGCGACCACUGCCCCUGUGCCGACCUCCUCCAGUGCCGACCGCACGGUCGUCGAUCUGUUUGUGAGGAGUAGAAACUGGAAGGAGGACGUUUUUUUUGUUAAACUUCACGACCUUCAUGUCCUGAAGCUAAACCAAACACUUUUUUUUUUACUGAUCGUUCACCAAAGGACCGUCCAACACCUGCUGAUCAAUACUUUUAUUAAAGUACAGGGUGUCGCUUCAGGGCAGGACUUGCACUGUUGUUUUUAUUUAUGCCUUUACCACCAAUCUGUCUUGUAUAUCAUGAAGGGAAAAUAAUAAAAGACUUGUUUUUCUAGACAGAAA